Molecule: messenger RNA, 1872 nt
Organism: Annulohypoxylon truncatum
Lineage: Eukaryota; Fungi; Ascomycota; Sordariomycetes; Xylariales; Hypoxylaceae
Product: mitotic checkpoint regulator, MAD2B-interacting-domain-containing protein
Exons: 2
Coding region: 413-1675 (420 amino acids)
Cellular component (GO): nucleus
Source: RefSeq, a predicted model, not a curated record
CGUAUAAUAUUCCAUGUCUAGACUUAGGAGAAUCGCAAGAUUCAUCCUACACCGAGCUCAAUGCCCAUUCUGGCCGGGGCCUUUCACCAGCAGCUCUUGUGUUAGGUGUUUCUCGCAUUAUGUACUUUUUUGAUCUCUUCUUCGGUCGAACAAGGAGCUAGACGAAAAUCCCAACAAAAUUCAUAAGGGGUCGCUAUAAAGGCAGCAAGGAGCCAAGAGAAUUAUUUGCUGUUCGACGGCAUUUACAUACUCUCGGAAUAAACGGAAUGCCGUCACUUCUACGUGGUACCUUGCUAGGUAAUAGUACAAAUUAGAUAAGCCUUGAUAUAUGCAUAUUAUUUUUUAAACAGCAACCAUAAAGCGCUAGGAUUAUAUCAUCGAAUAAUCAACACGACGUUUUCACAUCGCGAAAAUGGGACUCGUCGACUACUCUGAUUCGGAAUCAGACUCCGAGCCUGUCACCCAGCUCCAGCCCCAGCCCGCGCCCGCACCGUCCUUAAAAGCAGCACCGGCACCAGCACCAGCGAGUGGUAAGCGGCCUUUCCAGAAAGUCGUCGACCGCGCGAAACCAGGCAAGAUCCUCGUCAACCUCCCCCAGAGCGCCUCUAAUCGCGACGAGAGUAAACCCGCCGAUGGAAGCGACGCGCCACCUGCAAAGCGCGCGAGGCUAGGAGGCGGAGGAGGCGGCACGUUCAGUGGCUUCAACUCGUUCCUACCACCCCCCAAAAACGUCGGAAAGAAGCCUGCCGUGGCAGGUAGUAGUAGUGGGAGCGCGAAACCAGCACCGAGACCUGGUGUGAAUCUGAAGACCGGUGCUGCGCCGGGUUUCAGCCGAGAGGCGAAUGAGGAUGGCGAGGGAGGCACAGACGAGACAGUCUCGAGAAGCGAAGAUUCAGAACCCCCGGCGAAGCAACCCUCGAUACCGGCGGAGCAGAAGCCAGCAGAGGAAGUCAAAUUAGUCGGCAAACCCCUGAUGUUCAGGCCAUUAUCAGUAUCCAGGAAGCCGAACAAGAAGGGCACUUUGGGCAAAUCUGCCACGAUACCAAAAGCCACCACUACAACGCCAAAAUCCGAAACAACUGCUCCCACAGCACCACCUCCCAAAGAAGCAAGCCCACCCCCGAAAAAGAGGGAGAAGAUAAGCCUCUUCUCCAUAUCGGACGAGCAAACAACACAAGGAAACGACAGCGUUGCAUCUCAAAACUACCCAUCAACCUACGAGCCCAUGUUCCAAACCUCCGAACCCACACCCGCCGACGAAUUCGCCGCCUACGACGCGCAACACGCCACCUCCUCCUCCAACCAGCCACCCCAAACAGCAUCCAGCACCACCUCUUCAGACCUAUCCCUCGACGCGCUCGCCACGUCCAUGAACCUGUCGGCGGCGGCGCGCCGCGAGCUCUUCGGGCGCGGCGGCUCGGCCUCCUCGAUCCCGGCGGCGAGCCGCGUCGUCAACUUCGACACGGACCGCGAGUACGCGCACAACGAGGCGCUGCGGGCCGCGGGCCAGCUGCAGCCCGCGUACAACCCCGUCCGCGCCAUCGCCGCCGCCGGCAAGCACAACCUGCGCCAGCUCGUCAGCCAGGCCCAGAACCAGCGCGAGGCCCUCGAGGAGAGCUUCGCUGCUGGCAAGGGGAAGAGGAGCGAGGCUGGUGCGCAGUAUGGGUGGCGAUGAUUUUUUUUUUUUUUCCGCUUUGGUUCCUCUAAUUGAGAGGAGUAAAGAAGGAAGGAAGGAAGGAAGGAAGGGCGGGUUACGUUAAAACCUGAAGAAAGCCAGAAAGCUGCGGAUUCUCGGUAGCGUCGAGCUUGGAGGAAACAUAAGUAUUUGCGACGCUUAAGGGUAAAAGGGGGGAUGAGUAGGUUCCGUUCAGC